This is a messenger RNA of Salpingoeca rosetta, 1542 nucleotides long. RefSeq lists its product as uncharacterized. The transcript has 6 exons. NCBI's taxonomy places the organism in Eukaryota, Choanoflagellata, Craspedida, Salpingoecidae. The record is from RefSeq and is a predicted model, not a curated record. The coding region runs from base 36 to 1316 and encodes 426 amino acids.
GGAAGUCUCACAAGCACGCAAACUGACUGACGAUAAUGGAUGGUGGAGGCGGAGCGGAUGUGGAGUGGAUCUUGCCGCAUGUGUCCUUCAGCCAAGUGACGGCGGCCAAGGCGCGGCGAGGCGCACAGCAACAGGCGGGAACAAUGAACUCCAUCAUCAAGACCUUGCAAGCAGCGGCAGCGACGGAGGGGGAUGAGGAUAGCCAUGGCGAUGGUCCACCCACGCCUCGCGAAUCUUUGAAAUGGACGCUGGCCGCCAAUCCCGUGACAAUGGAGGCUUGCAUGAGCAUGUCGCCUCUGUGCGCGCAAGCAAGGCAAGCGCGACGCGCAGCAGUGCUGGAGAUGCAGGGCGACAUUGCCAAUUGGCGUGCGCAACUUGACGCUGCGAGGCGAAGCCCAACGUCACUGUUUGAUGACGCGAAUGACAACGACAACGACGAUGAUGAUGACGACGGUGAUGACGACGGACACAUGAACGAACGCGUCAGCAGAAGCCAACGCAGGAGGAGGCACAGCAAGGGGGUGCACCAUGUUGGAAGAGUCAGUUGUGAUGAUGGUAACGGUGGUGGUUAUGAUGGUGGUGGUGGUGGUGGUGGUGUGGGUGUUGGUGAAGUGAUGGACGAUGAAGACUCUGAGAAUAAGCGCUACGAGAAUGUGCCGACAUCGCAGGAGCGGGCGCAUCACGGUGGCGGCUCAACGCCAUCAUCGUGUCACAGCUCGCAGUCCCAGCAACACGCCAAGCCACAACCGCAGCCACAACCACUGCAGCCACCACAACCACGCUUGUCACACAAGCAACCGCCAGCAACUGCGAGAAUACCCCACCAACCACAACACCACCAACACCAACGAGCGGUGGUUCGACAGCCACAACAGCCACAACAACCACAGCACUACGAGGACACGUUUCGAGUGUCGACAGCACACGCGGCGCCUUCAGCAUCGUCGUUGCCAUCCUCUCAAAACCAUCGCCAAUUGCACCACCACGCUACAACCCGCCAACAACACAGCACCAACGCUGGUCCCAGUCAGGCGGGGACGGAGUCGAGGAAGCGAACGUACACGCGAGAAGAGAUUGAGGCGAAGAAGAUGAAGGCGAUGAUCAACAGGAAGCGCAUGCAGGCGCUGAGACGCAAGCGUGCCAGGGAACAGCAACGGCUGGCACACACAGCACACACAGCGCGCCAGCAGCAGUCGCAACACUUGUACGCGUCUGCAUCCCAACAACAGCAUCAGCGACAACAACACGACUCUCGCCCCUCAAGCCAACAGCAACCACCGCAACUGCCACAACAGCACAGACACCCAAGGUGGUAACGCGAUUGUUGGGGUUGAAGCUGUGUAUUUGGCGUCAAUGUCAUGUCAUGUCACAUGUUGUUUGCGCACCCCAGCAGUGUUCUGCGUCUCUUUUUCAUCCCCUUCCUGCCUUCCCGUGAGUUAAUGGAACUAUGAAGUGACAUAACAUAACACACCACCCUUGUCCUUUUGGGGGCGUGUGGCUUCUCACUGCGAAAUACAAACAUAAAUGUGCUCACAAGCCCGG